Messenger RNA from Rhineura floridana, 4080 nucleotides. RefSeq names its product caveolae associated protein 1 (gene CAVIN1). Gene Ontology annotation, cellular component: cytoplasm; caveola. The transcript has 2 exons. NCBI's taxonomy places the organism in Eukaryota, Metazoa, Chordata, Lepidosauria, Squamata, Rhineuridae. Bases 208 to 1323 code for a protein of 371 amino acids. Gene Ontology annotation, molecular function: rRNA primary transcript binding. The record is from RefSeq and is a predicted model, not a curated record. Gene Ontology annotation, biological process: transcription initiation at RNA polymerase I promoter; termination of RNA polymerase I transcription.
GGAAAAUUUUGCAGGACAGUUUCCCCGGACAGCUUUGCAAGGGUUGUGCCAUUUCAAUUGAAGCACACAUCCAAACGCGGCGCUCUCUGCUUCUGGCUCGCCUCCCAGAUCUGAGAGGUCUCAGAUUCAGCCUCCCCUUCUCUCUCAAUCUUGUCCCUGCAGUGUUAAACGUCCCCGUGCUCUGCUAGUCAGGACUCCUGAGCUACCAUGGCAGAUACCACCCUCCAGAUCGUCGAGCAACCAACGGUCUCCGACACCUCGGAGGAGCCAGCAGGUGAGGCUGAGGAACCCAUCAAACCUGACCAGAUAAAUGGUGUCAUGGUGCUCACCCUUUUGGACAAGAUCAUUGGAGCUGUUGAUCAAAUUCAGCUGACCCAGAGUCAACUGGAGGAGAGGCAGCAAGAGAUGGAUGGGGUGGUGGCCAGCAUCCAGGGGGAGCUAGCCAAGCUCACGAAGGCCCACACCACCACCAGUAAUACGGUCAACAAGAUGUUGGAGAAGGUCCGCAAGGUCAGUGUCAACGUCAAAACUGUCCGGCAGAACCUGGAGAAGCAGGCUGGGCAAAUCAAGAAGCUGGAAUCCAAUGAGGCAGAGCUGCUGAAGCGCAGGAACUUCAAAGUAAUGAUCUACCAGGAUGAGGUAAAGCUGCCAACCAAGCUAAGCAUUAGUAAGUCUUUGAAAGAGACGGAGAAAGAAGGGGAAGGGGAAGAGGUCUUGACAGGUGAAGAGCACCAUGAUGAGGAACAUAUCGAGCUCUCCUCAGAUGAAGAGGUAGAGGUUGAGGAGAUUAUUGAGGAGUCGCGAGCAGAACGCAUCAAGAGGAGUGGCAUGAGGAAGGUGGAUGACUUCAAGAAGGCCUUCUCCAAGGAGAAGAUGGAGAAGACCAAGCUGAAGACCAGAGAGAACCUGGAGAAAACCAAGCUGAAGACCAAAGAGAACCUGGAGAAAACCAAGCAGAACCUGGAGAAGACCCGACACAACCUGGAGAAGAGGAUGAACAAGUUGGGCACCAAAAUCGUCACCACCGAACGCAGGGAGAAGAUGAAGACCUCCCGGGAUAAGCUGAGAAAGUCCUUCACUCCUGACCACGUGGUGUACGCACGCUCCAAGACAGCUGUCUACAAAGUACCACCUUUCACAUUCCAUGUCAAGAAGAUCCGGGAUGGGGAGGUGGAAGUGAAAGCCACUGAGAUGGUGGAGGUUGGUGGGGAUGAAACAGAGAAUUCAGAUCUGCUGAGGGGUGAGAGCCCUGAGAUGAGCACCCUCUUGCAGAUCUCGGAAGAGGCGGACACAGUGCCAGCGGACAAGAGCGACAGUGAGUGAGGCUAGAGCAGCAGCAGCAGGACGUCAAGAGCUGAACAUGUAACCUUUCACGUUUCCUCUUUUUGGCCUCACAUGGGUGCGCGCACACACACAAUAUAUAUAAAUCUUGUAGCCCCCAACCUGCCCCAAAAUGUAGCGCCAAGGUGCAUUUUUGUAUAUUUCUGUUUCAGCAUAUAGAGCACAGGACUUCAUAGCAAUUCAUCAAACACCAUUCCUGCUACCGAGAGCUUGUUUUGCCAGCCUGCUGUGGCAACACCCCUCCCCCCCCAACCAAAGGUGCUAUCGACAACGUAAUCAAUUUGUCUGCCCAAGAAGCAUGCUGUUGCCUCUUAACUGUUCUCCUUGAGGGUCGAAAAUGCUUCCUGGGGACCAGAACACAGAUUGUACCGACAGAAUGAAGGGCAGAAGUGUGGAACUGAAAGAAGGGUUUGGCCCAGUGCGUCACUGAACUGGGGGAGGAAAAAUGACUGAGGAGGAAUGAGAAUGUGAUGUCAUGUGAUGAAGCAAGAGUGAGAUCUGUGCACCCUGCAAACAAUUUUCCAAGAUAAUAUUUUUUAUGCAGUCACACUCAAAGGGCCUGAUAGACAUGAAAGAACAGCAGCAGCCACUGUGCAUACUAGGAGAAAAGAGGGAAGAUCUUUCGGCAGGGCCCCCUCCAAGCCAUUCGUGCCCUUUGCUGGGCCUGUGAGCCAUCCUUGCAACAUGGCUCCAAUGGGCAGUACUCACAUCCUGGUUGGGGGCCCAGUGGAGAGUGGUAGGCAAGCAGGUGAAGCUGAGAAUGAGGAGAGAGAGCACAGAGGAGGUAGAUUGUGGCAGUCUUUGGCUGUAAGUAGUGAAGUGUUAACCGUGAAAACAGAAAAGGAGGCUCUUGUUCAGUCAGUCAGCUGCCUUGACAGCCAUCCCUGGGCUGGAUCCUGCGCACUGCAGGUUGUUUUUUGCAGCACUCAGGUUCCAGGUCAACCUCUGUGGCUUCCUGCUGAGCUGGCAUGCAAUAGCCCAUUUUCAAUUAGGGCACUACUAUUUAGGUGCUCCCCAGUGGAGUACCCACAUGGGCUCUGUAGCUAUGUUUGCCGAACUUGUCACUUGAGGAGAGCUGAGGGGGCUGUGGAGAGGGGAGUUCACUGACGCAAGACAGCUUUGUUGUGGGUAAGGCACUGCUCAGCAAAUUCCUUCCCCUCUUGCAGUUUUUGUCUUUACUUGGCAUUUGUGGGUGAGCCUGAAGACUCACUUUUUUCCAAGCACCACAAAAAAGAGGCUUCCAUCCAUAGUGUUCAAUGUAUGCAGCUGCCUUCCCCCAUCCCAAUUCAUGAAGUAGUUGAGCAACCACUUCUUUCUCACCACCUGCUGGGAUUCUCUCAGGCUCCCCUGUGGCCUUGCGGGGUCAAGGAAGAAACGUUUGCAGCAGGCUCAGGCCCAGCAGUGCAGUCUGCCAUGUUACCUUGGCAGUGGUGAUGUCAGGACAGGACAGGACAGCAUCUGGGGCAGAAGUCGAGGACCUCGCUCAGCAGAAUGAGCAGGAGGGCCCUCAAAACACAUCAGGGCUGGUUUAUUACAUUUUGAAAUAAAGUAAUACACAUUGCCACCUAGGGUUGCCAGGUCUAUGGCCUGAGACUGAUCCUGUAUCUUUAGGAGAAGAGAAAGUCAGUCAAGUGCAUGUGUUCUUGCAACACUGUAAUGGGCCUCCAAGAGGUCUUCUGUAUCUUUAAAAGUUGUGCAGGGGGAAGGGAGAAUUCCACUUUGUGGUUUUUCCCAUUACAGAGUUGCAAGAACACCUGCACUUGGCUGACUUUCUCUUCUCCUAAAGAUACAGGAUCAGUCUCAGGCCCUAAACCUGGCAACCGUAUUGCCACCUGAAGCUGGGCCUACAUAAGACUGUUUGAAAUAAGUAAUAAGACAUUACUUAUCUAAGUAAUCUAAACUUAGAGGAGGUCCCAUAAUGCUGUUAAGUCCAGAGUCUGAAAUUACCCACCUUCAUCACUGUAUCUUGGCCAUUCCAUGCCCAGCAUUUCUACCACAAGCGAUAUCAGAGCUGUCUCCUCUACCAAUUCAGCCAAGAGCUUGACUGAGCCAUCCACAAUCCAGUAGGGAGAUGUGUGUGUGCAUGUGUCUAUAGGGAUGUUCCUACUUGACCAUGGAGUGUACAAACUCCCAUCACACUACACUUUCCAGUGAGCCUUUCUGUUCUUGUUAAUGUUGCUAUGGAUCUUGUGUCCAGAAGAGGAGAGCACCCAGAGUACCAGAUAUGCCUGGCCUUUUUCAGGCCAUCAUACAUAGGGUAGAGACCAUGCCCCAUUCUGGGGAUGGCAAGUGGGGGGGGGUUGUGCCAAGCAGCUGCAUUGUUCCUUUUCUAAGACUGCAUCCUGGUGAGCAGCAUGACUAAUAAACUUUCUUUUCUAAAAGAACAGGUGUGAAGCGUUUGCGGGAUGGGGAGCUGUGCUAGGCAGGUCACUUAGCCAGAUGCAGCUUAGGGUCAUUCUCAGAGCCAAACUACAUGGUAAGGGGGCAUCCAGACUGUUGCUAUUUUGGGGUGGGAUUCAGUCACUGGCAAAUUCAGGUUGUGCAAUUCAAGAUGAUUUGGUGUUCUUGCACAACAAACCUCCCUCCCUCCACAAACAGACCUCUCUUUUUUGCGAUAAAAGAAGGUGACAGAAAAAUGCCUUGGAAAGCAUGGGACAACACUUGUUAUACAACAAUGUUGUAUAACCUCACAGCAAACAAACCAGAAUGAAUGCUCAAUAAAUGCCCAAUGUCAUCUAA